Molecule: messenger RNA, 1406 nt
Organism: Actinia tenebrosa (Australian red waratah sea anemone)
Lineage: Eukaryota; Metazoa; Cnidaria; Anthozoa; Actiniaria; Actiniidae
Source: RefSeq, a predicted model, not a curated record
GAAGCUGCUGACAUCCGUAGUUUCCUAGAAAAACAAACUCAAAGAUCGGGGGAAUUUUCCCUAAGUCCGUAAACUUGAAUAACAAUCGAUUUCGUUCUAAGAUAAUUUAUGCAUGACUCAACCUUCAUCGGGUUUCAGGGAUAUUUUGUAUGAUGUAGCAUUAAGUAUCCACAGCACCGAGGCAUUAAUAAAGAGGACUUCAUGAUCAGCCGAGAGACAAGAACUUCUCCACUGCUUCCAAAAGCGGACUUUGUCGAAAAACUUAGAAUUCUACCAAAUGGGGGGUGGCGAAAGCAGAGUCGAAACCCGUUUUAACUUUGUCGAUACUACCACACAAAUCCUCGAAUUUGCUCGAGAGGCUGAAGAAAGACGACUUGCAGAGGAAAGACGACGAAUAGAAGCAGAAGAACGACGAAGAAUCGAGAAAGAAAGAGAAGACCGAAUUGAAUUUGAACGACAAUGCUACCUAGCGGAGCAAGACGAGAUAAGACGUGCGGAAGAAUUGAGUCUUAUUCUAGAACAGGAACGUUUAGAGCGAGAACGACAGAAAAAAAUAGAACUAGAAACAAAAGCAGCAGAGGAACGCUCAGCACUAUUUAACUACAAACUAGGAAACAGGACUAAAUUCCAAAACGUUCGAAGUUUGAAUCUGAGUAAGCUUCGUAUCGGAGUGUUUGGCCCCACGGGGUCUGGCAAGAGCUGUUUUAUCAAUACUUGUGAGCGUGCAGUUCUGCAGACAGAUAAAGGAUCAGUUCCCAUAGCAACGUCAGGGUCAGAAGGCACCAUCGUUCUCGAGGACUAUCUCUCUCAAAUGUUCUUCAGACUUGUUGAUACUAGAGGGUUCUUCAGCUAUGAUCAUCACGAGGGUAGAGAGAUGACAGAUAUAAUGUAUGGAAGGAUCAAGUCUGGGGAUCCCAUUGGACGGCAGAGAAUUAAACAGAUAUAUAACGAAGGUUCAGAAGAAGUCCCUCUUGAGGAAUGGUUGCAUGGUGUCGUCCUGGUAGUCAAGGCCAAUGAUGUGAGGCUGAGGAAUGGAUCUCUUGAAAUGUAUCUUAAGCCAAUGAGGGAAAUCCUUCAUUCUGUAGGAUUGUCUCCAGUGGCUGUAGUGACGCACAGAGACACCCUUCACACCCAAGAGGAGUGUGACAAUGCUCUCGAGUCAGCUUCAGCUGCUACGGGAAGCUCUCGUAGCCAUACUUUCUUUGUUGCCAACUACUGUCCAAAUAACCCUGGACCUAAUGUUGAAACUGAGCUGGAAAUCUUUGAAAUUCUUCGCGUUGCUUUGUUUAACUCUGAAAAGUACGUUGCGAACGCUAAGCAAAGGAGGAACGAAAAGAUUGAAGUAGAAAUUAAGAAGGCGUUAGAUAGUAAAAUGACCAGAAAACCUCAUGCAAUAGUAACAGAAG